AUGUCGGAAAGUUCCCUCAAACUAUCCAUAAAUUUGAAUAAAGGAACUUCUUCGACGUCGGAGUUUCAUAAUUCCAAUGAUAGGGGUCCCAAACAGGAUGAAACUGAGGCUUCAACUUCACGCACAAAGUGCAAUACAGAGGAAUUUUCUAACAAUAAUGAAAAACUCGACAUUUUUCCUAAAGAAGAAAAGUCAAAAGACCUGAUAUCUGUUAAUGUGCCAACUGUAAAAAAUGCUAGGAAACGUAAGCAGGUUAUAACUGAUUUCAAUAGCCCGAGCUUGCUCAAUUCUUCCACAAUAUCUGCUCAGCAAAAAGAAAAAGAACGUCUUGAACGAUUACGGGUGAAAGACAAUGAAAACGAUCAUUUGGAGCAGUUCUCAGCACUACAAUCGUACACAUAUAAUCCUUUACCUGUACUAGAUGCUGAUGAUAUUGACGAGAUUACGGGAUUUGGAGAAAAAUAUAAUGGUCAAAAUAACUUGCCGUCUACCUCAAAAAAUCCAGAGAUUAUAAAUCUUUCGAGUGAUGAUGAAGAUGAAAUACAAGAACUGGGUUGUUAUCAUCGGGUUAUAGAUCCUAGACCUAUAGCUAAACGACAAAGAUGGUUCAUUUCGGACAAAGAACGGGCUGUUCGGGAGAGCAUGGAUAUUCAACACCGUAUUGAACAACAGCGUUUGAAGAAAAGACAACAUGCGGGUGACAUAGAACAGUUCGAUUUCAAAUCGGGAAAGCUAAUUGUUAAUCGGGGUCAUCCGCCUCAAGAUCCGGAUAUUAGCGUAGCACCACAUUUAACUCAUGUCUUACAACCUCAUCAAUUGGGAGGAAUUCGUUUUAUGUAUGAUAAUAUAAUAGAAUCUUUGGAAGAGUACAGAAACAGUCCGGGUUUUGGGUGUAUUUUAGCUCAUAGUAUGGGUUUAGGAAAAACGUUACAGGUUAUAACGUUUAUUGAAAUUUUCUUUCGAGCCACCAAUGCUCAUAAGUCACUUGUUAUAGUUCCCGUGAAUACGUUGCACAACUGGGCCAAUGAGUUUGAAAAAUGGCUACCAAAAAAUGAUCCGCUCGGUUCAAAUAACCGCAAAUUUGAUGUUUUCGUUCUCGGGGAUGCGGUCAAAACAUUUGAUGCUAGAGUUAACUUGUUAGAGCAAUGGGGGAAUCAAGGAGGAGUGUUGAUUAUAGGUUAUGAUCUUUUUCGGCUUUUGAUUAAAGCCACUCAGCCUAAAAAACCUUCGAGAAUGAAGAUCAAUUUUUUCAAUGGAAGAAGGGUGCAUAGAGACGAACACGAUGAUGACCAUAAUAAAGGGUAUACUAAUGAUGGAAGAAUACGAUUCGAAGCAAAUCAACUUGUGCGUAGAGUAUUACUUGAUCCCGGACCAGAUUUGGUAGUUUGUGAUGAAGGACAUAAAAUUAAGAAUUUGAACACGGAUAUAGCUACUGCUUUGAAUUCCAUUAAAACCACACGGAGGGUUGUACUUACUGGAUAUCCUCUACAGAACAACCUUAUGGAAUAUUAUUGCAUGGUGGACUUUGUUCGUCCGAAGUAUCUAGGCGAGAGAAAGUCAUUCUCUUUAAUGUUUGAAAGACCGAUCAAAAAUGGACAAUGUGUCGAUUCUACUCCAGGUGAUGUGAAAGUGGCUCUGCAACGAACUCAUGUAUUAGUCGAAAUGUUAAAAGGUUUUGUGCAGAGGAGAACUCACCAUCUACUCAAAACAAUUCUACCAACAAGCAAGGAAUAUGUUUUGUUAUUGAGGAAGAGCCCGCUACAACAUGCUCUGUACAGAACGUUCCUACUCUAUGCGCAAUCUGAAGUACAGAAAGGAAGUAGUGUGUUUAAUCCCCUCAAAGCAUUUUCAGCGUGCUCCAAGAUAUGGAACCAUCCUGAUGUUAUGGCCGUUUCGUUGAAAAGAAAAAAUGCGGAGAAGCAGAAAAAUAAUGAGAAAAAGCAACAAAACGAACCAAAUUUGAUGGAUGCGCUGAACUCAUCCGUUUUCGAUAAUUCGAAGCCUGUCACUCAACAGUCAUUGUGGGAAGGAAUCUCAUAUUCUAACGAUUUAGAUAUCACAGAAAGUGAAUCAGUUGACAGAUCACGCAGAAAGCCAAAGAAGAAUUUAGCAGCUUUAUUAAUGGACGAAAUAGAUAUGGAUGACCAGGGUUUGAAGUAUGACUGGGCCGAAGUCAUCAUGCAACAUCAUAGAGUAGGAAACAUAGAGCAUGGGUACAAAAUGAAGAUUGCACUAGAUAUCAUUGAUGAGACAACACGGCUUGGUGAAAAAAUUCUUCUCUUCAGUCAAAAUUUAACUGCUCUCGACUUGAUAGAACAGUACUUGUUCAAUAGAUUUGUAGUUAAUCCUGAUGCUCGUAUGGAAGAAUUCUGGGUUAAAAACAAAAACUACUUCCGUUUGGAUGGAUCUACGAACGCAACAGAACGAGAGCGAUUGGUUAAUAAAUUCAAUGGUGAUCCGACUGUUCGUUUAUUUUUGAUAUCCACUCGCGCUGGUUCUCUAGGUAUUAAUUUGGUUUCCGCGAAUAGGUGUAUAAUAUUAGACGCUUGUUGGAAUCCGUGUCAUGAUGCUCAAGCAGUUUGCCGAGUUUAUAGAUAUGGGCAACAAAGAGCUACAUAUAUUUACCGAUUGGUCAUGGAUAACUCCAUGGAACGAGCAAUUUUCAAUCGUCAAGUUAGUAAACAUGGACUGCAACAGCGCGUUGUGGAUGAUGCUAAGGUUGAAGCCAAUGUUACGCAGAAAGAAUUAGAAACACUUCUUAUGUAUGACGAAGCGAAGGACGUGAUUACAAAUGAAUGGGAUACUUCUUGCUGGAACAUAGAAGAUAAAGUUCUAGCGACAGUUGUGAAGAGAAACAGUCGUAUGUUAUCUCAGGAACCAUUUCUACACGAAUCUCUGAUCCUGGAAAAAGAAGAAGGGUUAAGCGAACAAGAAAAAAGGGAAGCCCAGCUACUCUAUGAGAAAGAAAGGGCCGCAGAGGUUGCAUUACCGUUAGAAAUCACAGAGAGGUUGGAACCUAACUCACGUCCAAUGAGAGAUAAUUAUUUACCACCGUACGGCAGAAUGAUGUCUGAGAAUUUCUAUAAUAACGCAAUGAAAGCCACUCCUUUCCCUAACUCGAUUGAAGCUAUAAAUAACAAAAUGCCUAAUGGUGUUUCUGGUGGAGGAGUGACGAUGGCUGGUGCCAUGAAAGACAUAUCUCAUCAUCCUCAUAUGCGUAAUCCAAUGCACCAAAACUAUUACAUGCCCCCGCAACGAAGUAAUCAGGAAUAUCAAGAUCCACCUAGGUUUAUACAACAUGUUUCUAACUGGAUUCCGGGUCUUUCAUUUCCUGGCGCUCAACAUGCAUCAGAAAUCAUUUCUAGCAGAUCUGGAAAAAUGCAGCGUAUAAUUCUGGAUCGAGAUAUACAAUUGCCGCUUGUGGAGAAUAAUUCUCAAAUGCGUUGCUUGCCUAAAGGAUCUGAAGCUGUAUUAGUAAGGUCUGGAGAAGGACUUUACUUGAAAGCACCGAAUGCUGAAAUAUUGAAUGCGGAAGGGUCUAUUUUUGCUACAGGUAUGGUUACUGCUCCCGAAUAUUUUGAUCCGGCAGAUUUCCGCUUACCAGCUCCGUUAGUUACACGAGGAACACCUGAGGUGAUAGAUCUUGACUGA
This is a messenger RNA of Auanema sp. JU1783, 3651 nucleotides long. The record is from the annotation of a GenBank genome assembly. NCBI's taxonomy places the organism in Eukaryota, Metazoa, Nematoda, Chromadorea, Rhabditida, Rhabditidae.